UCCUCCCAUCAUGGCGGUUAAUGUUGAUCUGUGUGCAUUGUGAAUGUUUAUUUUGGUUAGAGUGUUUUUAUCUGGCUAAACUUGUGCUAUUGUCGAGAGCUAUAAUAGAAAACUCGUGUUAUUGUAUGAGCAUAAAUUAAAAGUUCUUCGGAGUUGUUAAGGUGCUGGAAUAAUUUUAAAGAAUACAGACCCAAAGCUGUAAACUAUGUAUGAAUCAGUGAGUAGUGCAUAGCACUGAUGGAUCCUGUGGGGCCUUGGACAGCUGCCUAUGCUGCUAGCUACAACAGGCUGGCCGGUGCGGCUGGGAGUGGAGGGGAGUUCCCUCACCAUCUGGCCACGGCAGGGCCUCCCACCUCACCCCCCUCCACAACCUCGCAGCUUCUGCUACAGGCCGGGGCUCCACCUGCCUUCAAUCCUGGAGGCUUCUUGUCGCCUCCACCAGUCGGCUACGAUAGUGUAUUCACCCCAUUCCUUCAUCAUGCCAACCAGAAGGCUCACUACACACAGGCACUGAAUGCAGCACAACACAGGCAAGCCAUUGCCAACUCCAAGCAGAGCGCAGAGGGUGAUACGCUCAGAGAAAAUUAUAAUCCUGUACACCACCAAACUCUCCCUCCAAAUCCGGCUUUCUUUGAUCAGGCUUCAUCCACCUGGUCUCAUCAGAACAAUGCUCAGCUGCCGAGCCCUUUCGGGAUUUUACCUCAUGAAAGUGUUGUGGGAAGUAGUCCAGGUGCGCCGGGCACAAAAUUGACAACCGCAUAUGAAAAUUUUAAUGCAGCUCACUUUGCAGCUGCUCAACAAACAUUAAAUCACAUUAAUUCCCAGUUGGUUGCAGCGAGUUAUGGUGAUACGACAAAAAGAAUUGUUCCUAGACCAGCGCAGUCACCACCUCCAUCGAAUCCUACCACCACUCCAAAUGUCACAUCAGGUUCAAGUUACUUUCAGCAGAACCCACCAGGUAGUUACUCCAGAUCUGAUAAUCCUUCAAGUCAAUUUUCUGCAGGCAAAACUCAAGCUAUAACUUCUAAAUCUGACUAUCCCACAAACACAAAAGCCUAUUCUAAUUCAAGCGUAUCUGGACCGUCUCAACCGACAUCAAAAAAUUCUGUACAUCUGCCUCAAGCGAGAGGAGCGACCUCUUCUGCAGUUUUCCCAUUAGGAAUCCAAGACAAACAAGCAAUCAGAUCUGCAGGAUUUCAAUCACCGACCUCAAAAAAUGUAGGAAAUAACUCGGCUCUGUCGAGUAAACUUCCAGAAAGGAGAGACAGUUCACAUGAACCUACUCAGUCGUCACCUAUUAGUUAUGCCAUGAUGGACUCUGCUCAGCACAGAUCAGCCACGUCAAGGGCAGGGAGCAUUCAGCAAUCACAACUUCAACAGCAACUUCUUAACCACCAAAAAACAAACUCUUACAGAAGUUUUUCGUCCAGCACUGGAUCCACUCCUGAGUCAGAAUACGGACAAGGGACCGGUCAUCGCAAUGUACCAUCAGAUGGGGGCUACUCCUCUAGCUCUAGUGUUGGACAAAACGGAUCUGACUGUAAUAAUUUGCAGAGAAGUCCUCUGAAUCAUUCUCAGCCGAGUCCACUGGGUCAUGUGACUAGUCCUGCUGCUUACCCUAUGUAUCAUAGUCCCAUGACUUCCAUGUCUUCUCCUUCUCCGGUGCAACAACAUCCAGAUCAAAACGGUAGUUACAAACAGAACCCGUCUCCCAAAGUGGCCCCCCAUUCUCCACUAGAUGCAUCUGUCACAAAGCCAUCAUCGGUUGGGCAAGUAGGCUAUUCAUCUGUCAUUACAAGAAAUGAUCAGAAUUAUCCUAAUGAAAGAAAUAUGGAAUACCCUGCAAAACAAUGUUGGGAAGGGGCAGAGCAACAGUUGAGAAAUCCUGCUGCCAAGUAUCCGGGUUAUCCUGGAGCUGAUGUUCAACGCCAACGUGGUAUCCUAGGAUUGUCAGAGCGACAACAAGCUUAUUUUGAUUCCUCUUCCAGUCAACAUUUGACAGAUACUAAAGGUGAUCCUAUGAGUAUUGUCAAAAACCUACAAACAUUACAACAACAGUGCCAAGCUCCUGUGAACCCCGCAGCCCUGACAGAUGUUAAACCCACUGUUGCAAUCCCGAAGCCUCCUUCUAAAGGUGCAGCCAGAAGGAAAAAGAGUGUAGAAAUAAAAACAGAGACAAAGAGCUCUGAGUAUAUUGGUAGGGUUCCUCCACCCGCUCACUUGAAUACCAACCAACCACAACAAAACGGUGGCUAUACAGAAUUUGAAAGGUGGAAUUUGCCGGCAUCUCACAAAAUGUUUGGUGCAAAUCCAGGAAGUUCAGUCCCUCAGAAUACUCUGCAUAGUAGUGGUAACUAUCCUAAUCCAGGAUUGAUUUCACAUCCCAACCAACAUACUGCCUCUCAUUCCCCAUACUAUCAAUCAACUCAACAUCUACCAUCUUCACAGCAAAACUGUUCAGAUCCACAAAAUUGUACCGAGACAUCAGUACAAAUCAGCAACAGUGAAGUAGAAACACCGACUGUUGGAGAGGCACCAGUAGCUAAAGUCAUUGUUCCUGAUGUGGAAGAAGAGUUGGGAUUUCUCGCUGAAAUACCUGUAACAAGUUCUAAGUCAUUUGAAGAUAAACCAGCAUCAUCCGAAAUAAAGCCUGUCAUUCCAUUUUCAAAUCCAAAUUCAAGUUUUAUGGCCAGUUUCAUAAAAUUUUUACAGGGUGAAAAGGAGUCAUCCCCACCUCCAAAACGGAAACCUAUAAAACCAACUUAUAUUCCUGUUUCCAAAACAAAAACCGAAAUAAAUGAUUCCAAAAAGAAUUCCAAACCCAAACGUAAAUCUUCACCUUCUCCAACACUUGAUUUUGAAGAUGAUCCUAGAUAUUUUCCCCUCCCAAAAGAUCCUUCCAGUAGGAAGCUGGAGACAUCUAGUGAUUCAGAUUGUGACGAUUUAUCUCUUGAAUCACGUAUCAGCAGGUCAAAAUCAAGAUCUAAAAGUAGACGGAGGACUGGUUCGAGAAAGUCAAGCAAGCGUAGAGAUUCUGUAUCCACUCGAAAACCCAAGAAAAGACAAAAAAAUUCUUCAGAUGAGGAAGAAGAAGAAGCAGAAGAAUUGCCUAGGAGAAACACAUCAACAAGGAAAGCCAAGGAGAAGAUUUCACGGUUGCAAGAUGACAAUGAGUUCUCAGAUCCUAGCCUGUCUGGUUCCGACCAGGAAUGGACUCCUGCAGAGAAAAAGGAAUCAGACAGUGAUAAGUCUGGCAGAAGAAGAAGUCUUAGGGGAAAACAGAAGCCACAGCCUAAAGUCAAAAAGCCUCCACCUUCCCGAUUCCUGGAAUCUUCUGAUGAAGAGACCAAUGCAGCUCUUGUAGCCGCUAUGAAGGAGAGUGGAGAAAUGUGUGCAGUGUGCAGUUCAGCUUUUGAAGACCCAAAAGACGCAAUGAAAUGUAGUAAUUGUGGAAAGUCGUACCACCCAGGUUGUUGCAGUCUACAGUCGGCACAGAAGCUCAAGAAACGUACCACUUGGAAAUGUGACGAGUGUAGACCGCCUUCUGCUGUACGAAAUGAGAAAUCUACAAAGAGGACCAGUGGUCCGAAGAGAGGGCGGAGAGUAAUCAAGCCCGAUGAAGAGGACGUAACCAAUGAUGGCGAUGAAUAUUUUCCCUUCAAGGUAAAUUAUAUUAAGUUCUCUUAUUAAUAUUUCAUCUGAAAUGAAUUCCAGAUUUACUAUUUAAUAUGACCAGAGAUUUGAAUAAAGUCCUG
Homalodisca vitripennis (glassy-winged sharpshooter) is the source of this 3755-nucleotide messenger RNA. RefSeq lists its product as uncharacterized. The transcript is spliced from 6 exons. The record is from RefSeq and is a predicted model, not a curated record. Bases 238 to 3690 code for a protein of 1150 amino acids. Lineage: Eukaryota; Metazoa; Arthropoda; Insecta; Hemiptera; Cicadellidae.